Messenger RNA from Lipotes vexillifer (Yangtze River dolphin), 711 nucleotides. RefSeq names its product eukaryotic translation initiation factor 4E family member 1B (gene EIF4E1B). The transcript has 8 exons. Gene Ontology annotation, cellular component: eukaryotic translation initiation factor 4F complex. Gene Ontology annotation, molecular function: translation initiation factor activity; RNA 7-methylguanosine cap binding. The record is from RefSeq and is a predicted model, not a curated record. NCBI's taxonomy places the organism in Eukaryota, Metazoa, Chordata, Mammalia, Artiodactyla, Lipotidae. Gene Ontology annotation, biological process: translational initiation. The coding region runs from base 1 to 711 and encodes 236 amino acids.
AUGGCCAUGUUUGCUGAGGCCAAAGAGGCUAAGGGUGGAAUCCAAAAGUGGAAGAAAGAGAAGGAGGAGGAAGAGGAAGAGGAGGCAGCAGCGGGGAUGUGGGUGGGUGAGGAGGCUCUGAGGGAGGCCCGGGCCGAGGGCCCCGUGGAGAGCAAGUUGGAGUUGCACCCGCUGCUGAACAGGUGGGCUCUGUGGUUCUUCAAGAAUGACCGCAGCAGGGCCUGGCAGGACAACCUGCAUCUGGUCAUCAAGUUUGACACCGUGGAGGACUUCUGGGCGAUGUACAAUAACAUCCAGCUGGCCAGUAAGCUCUCUUCCGGCUGUGACUACGCCCUGUUCAAGGAUGGCAUUGAGCCCAUGUGGGCAGACAGCAGGACUAGGCGGGGUGGCCGCUGGCUGGUCAGCCUCGCCAAGCAGCAGCGCCACAGUGAGCUGGACCACCUAUGGCUGGAGACGCUGCUGUGUCUGAUCGGGGAAAGCUUUGAGGAGCACAGCCAGGACGUGUGUGGGGCCGUCAUCAACAUCCGAACCAAGGGGGACAAGAUUGCUGUGUGGACGAGGGAGACAGAGAACCAGGAGGGCGUGCUGCGCAUUGGGCGUGUCUACAAAGAGCGCCUGGGACUCUCCACAAAGACCAUCAUUGGGUACCAGGCCCACGCAGACACGGCCGCCAAGAGCAACUCCCUAGCCAAGAACAAAUUUGUGGUGUGA